AUGACCAUCGACCUGUACAUCGGGUGUGUCAGUACGCCGUCUACCUUUGUGUGCAUGGUGGCGAAACACAUCGGGGUAGACCUGAACAUCCAGGUCCUGAACACGUCCAGGAAGGAGCAUCUGAAGCCCGAGUUCCUGAAGAUGAAUCCAUUCCACAAGCUGCCCACACUCUGUGAUGACGGCUUUGUUGUCUUCGAGAGCACGGCCAUCUGCCUCUAUCUCCUGAACAAGUAUGCCCCGGGGAGCGAACUGUACCCGAAGGACGUUGAAAAGCGCGCGAGGAUCGACCAGUUAAUGGCCGUUGUGACCAGCUGCCUCCAGCCACGCUACCAUGACAUCUACAAAUUGCCUCUGUUGCUGGGAGAGAAGCCCACGGCAGAGCAACUCCAGGCCCUCGAGGACCUUGCCCUGCAGGGCCUAGAGUUAAUGAUGGGGAGCAGCAAGUUCGCUGUCGGAGAUGAGCUAACUCUGGCUGAUCUCACACUGGUUGCGCAUCUUGGUCUGUUGAUAAAGACGCCCGCCUUCAACAAGACCAAGUUCCCAAAGUUGUCGUCCCACUACGAUCGCGUCUCUUCUCUUCUGCCUUACUACGAGGAGACCAACAAAGGCCUGCUCGAACGAAUCACCGGGUUGUACAACGCCGCGAAAUGA
Messenger RNA from Ixodes scapularis (black-legged tick), 651 nucleotides. RefSeq names its product glutathione S-transferase 1-1-like. Gene Ontology annotation, biological process: glutathione metabolic process. Gene Ontology annotation, molecular function: glutathione transferase activity. Lineage: Eukaryota; Metazoa; Arthropoda; Arachnida; Ixodida; Ixodidae. The record is from RefSeq and is a predicted model, not a curated record. The transcript has 5 exons. The coding region runs from base 1 to 651 and encodes 216 amino acids.